Talaromyces proteolyticus is the source of this 531-nucleotide messenger RNA. RefSeq lists its product as uncharacterized. Bases 166 to 474 code for a protein of 102 amino acids. NCBI's taxonomy places the organism in Eukaryota, Fungi, Ascomycota, Eurotiomycetes, Eurotiales, Trichocomaceae. The transcript has 2 exons. The record is from RefSeq and is a predicted model, not a curated record.
CUCAAGUCAGCCCCAAGUCUCAGGUUUUAAGAAUUCUUAGAAGGUAUUACCACUUAAAAGGAAUAUAAUAUAAGAAUUGCUCAUUUCUCCCGUUUGUGCUUGAAGACAUGGUAAACCGUCUAACUUUGCUGCAUCUUUUCACAGAUAUUACCUAUAAAACUUCAAAUGCACAUAAGAGCUAAAACUGUAAUAGGGAUUGCCCUAUCAGCUACUUACAUCGUUCCGCUCUGCACUGCUCCUAUUGUUUCAAUAUUGAACCUCGCGUUAGCAGUUAUAGGGGAUGUUGUCUUUGCUGGAAUCAAGGAAGGAGCACCAAGGUCAAAAACUAAACAUCACAGAAUGAGCCGUGGUUUUAAGGCCAGAAGAUAUAUCGACCCUGGUUUGAACGAAACCGCUAAGCUCAUGAAUUUACCACCUGGGAUGUCUGAUCACGAUGUCGAGCUAUGUAGACAAGCUAAUCAUGGAGAAAUGUGACUAUUUUUCAGGAAUCUGCAACUUAAAAUGUUCCAGCAGAAUGCAUGGACUUGGCUG